GCAUGCACUUGGGGUGUAGCCUAUGAAGUCCGUGGGGAGCAAAUUGCUGCAUCGCUCCAGUAUCUCAAUGUGAGAGAAGCUGUCCUGGGAGGCUAUGACACCAAGUUUGUGAAGUUCCACCCUCAGGAGAAAGAUGCAGAGGAACCCAUCCUGGCUCUUGUUUACAUUGCAACACCCCAGAACCCUUCUUACCUUGGCCCAGCAUCUGAAGAAGACAUUGCAGCUCAAAUCAUUGUCUCAAGUGGUUGUGCAGGUCAUAACAUUGAGUACUUGCUGAGACUGGCAGACUUUAUGCGCUAUUUUUGUCCUCAAGCAGAGGACAAACAUCUCUUCUCUAUUGAAGAGGCUCUUAUUUCCAUCCUUCCAUGUCUAUACUACACAGAGGAGUCUCUAGAAGAAACUGCAACUGUCCCUCAGAAGUCUAAGGGCUGAAUUGAAAUUUUUUUGCAGGGUUCCAGUAGAAGGGACAUAAGGGAGAGAGCAAUGGGGACAGUCUGUGCUCUGAUAAAAUAUACUGGACUGAGUGAAUAA
This is a messenger RNA of Acanthisitta chloris (rifleman), 531 nucleotides long. RefSeq names its product ChaC, cation transport regulator homolog 1 (E. coli) (gene CHAC1). Gene Ontology annotation, biological process: glutathione catabolic process. The record is from RefSeq and is a predicted model, not a curated record. Gene Ontology annotation, cellular component: cytoplasm. Gene Ontology annotation, molecular function: glutathione specific gamma-glutamylcyclotransferase activity; gamma-glutamylcyclotransferase activity. Lineage: Eukaryota; Metazoa; Chordata; Aves; Passeriformes; Acanthisittidae.